GGGCGUUGAACAUACUCCCGAUUCUGUUGAAAAUCUUAAGGAAUUCUUUCAGGCAACCUUAACAAAUGGGGUGGAAUCACUCUCUCAUUUUCUACUCCGUGAAUUUGAGAGACUUCUCGUCUCUACUUUGGAUAACCUUGACAGUUUGAGAUUGAAAGCCACUAUUGAAGGGAAAUCUUCUAGGACACAGAAGAAUUCGGAGCAUGUUGAUAAGAAUGAGAAAGGAGGGUAUUACAAUGCUUUAAGUGAUCUUGCGGUUUCUGAUUGGGACUAUGCAAAUACAGGUUUCACUGGCAAUGAUGAGUUCGAAAAGGCUUUUGGAGAAUCAUGCUCUACUCUUUCAGAAAAUGAGAAGAGGGUUCCUAUUUCGACGGUGAGUGAUCUUUGGGACUAUGAUGCAAAUGAGGUUAUUUGUCAAAAAGCAUUGCUUGUUACACGAGAAAAUUGUUUACCCACUCAAAACUUGAAUACUCAAAAGAGAAUGUACAAAAAGAAGAAUCAGAGAUCACAUCUUAUGAGGACAAGAUCUCAAGCACGAGCGGGUCUUUGAAGACUAUUCUGAGGGUUGUGGUUUUUUACACCGGGUUUUUAAGGAGGGUUUUUUUUCUUACUCUGGGUUGGGCAUCUCUCUUAUUUGUUCGUUUUUAUUUACUUUAUUUUCUUUUCUUAGCUUUAUUUUCUUUUCUUAGCUUUAUUGUACUCUCGAGA
This is a messenger RNA of Cuscuta epithymum, 708 nucleotides long. NCBI's taxonomy places the organism in Eukaryota, Viridiplantae, Streptophyta, Magnoliopsida, Solanales, Convolvulaceae. The record is from the annotation of a GenBank genome assembly.